AUGGGAUUGUUUUUGCACGCUGUCGGCUCUGUCACCCCCACGGAGUCAGCGGCAGACAGGAGCCUGCUGCAGUGCGAAGGGGUGAACAAUCAGAGCUACACUUGUGAGUCAGGCCACUGCUGUGGAGAGUCCCAGUGCUGUAGCUACUAUUAUGAACUGUGGUGGUUCUGGCUGGUGUGGGCCAUUAUAUUCAUUUUGAGUUGUUGCUGCGUGUGUCACCAUCGGCGAACCAAGCACAGACUCCAGCAGCAGCAGCGGCAGCAUGAGAUCAACCUCAUCGCUUAUCGAGAAGCACACAACUACCCGUCUGUGCCCUUUUAUUUCAGAUUUUUGCCAAACUACCUCCUGCCUGACUAUGAAGAGGUGGUAAACCGGCCGCCAACUCCUCCGCCUCCCUAUAGUGCCUUACACACAGGGCCUACUACAAUGGUCACUAGUCCACUGGCCUCAGAGCAGCAGGAGGGACGCUCUGCCAGCAGCCUUCCAGCCCCUCUAGCUUCAGUGUCUGACAGUCUGUGCUGCCGACCCAGUGUAGAAGAGCCACAGACGCCUGCCUUAGACUUUAGACCCAAACCUGACAACAAGCAAGUCCAAACAGGGCCCGAGUCCGACGUGAUCCUGGCGUCAGACAGGAUCAGGAGUGAGAACCAGGAGAAACACAUAGACAGUGGGGAUAGUUCAUGCAAGGACACACUGGUGAAAGACUUCUCUGAGAAUAGUGCGGAGGACAAAGACCGUCUGCCUAACGGGCGGAGGAGGCGCUUCACGGGCGACUCUGGGAUUGAGGUGUGCGUGUGUGGCUCUCGGGGCAGCAGGGGCGGUGGUGGUGCAGGUGUGGUUGGCCAGGAGCAGGAUGGAAAAGAACUGAGGGAACUAGAGAGCCUGUUGGGCCCAGAUGAAGACGAGGAGGGGGCAGGAGAUUUCUGCGACAGCUGUGGGCAUCGCGCCUCCCUCACCGUCGAAGAGGAACCGGCUCUGGCAGCAGACCGGAGGCCGGGCCGGGGGCCACCGAGUCCGGCUCAGCCUAAUCACCUCAUAGGCAAUCCUCCUGUGUGCCUGCUCCUCCACACCAUCAGCGAGCAGGAGGGCAGCCACCACAGCACCAGCACUGAGCCGCAAGGCUGA
This is a messenger RNA of Knipowitschia caucasica, 1125 nucleotides long. Lineage: Eukaryota; Metazoa; Chordata; Actinopteri; Gobiiformes; Gobiidae. The record is from the annotation of a GenBank genome assembly.